UGAAUUAUAAUAGGUUAGUCGAGCACGAAAAUGCACCAGUCGUGACUCUCCUUGAGCCCUUCUUUUCCUCUCUGUUCCUCCCUUGCACUACUACACUCUGCUUCCUUCCUCCUCCCCCUCCACAUUCUCUCUCCCCUGCACACUGCACAUGUUCAAGCAACAGCCCUGAUGAAAGUAGACGCAGAGCCUUCAUCCUCAAAUACGACUACCGUUGCGUAUGAAACAGCAGCUGUGAACGUUCCCCACAACCACAAACCCUUCCCAUUCAUGCUGCUGUCAAGCCGACAAGAAGAGGAAGAGGAAGAGGAAGAGGAAGAGGAAGAGGAGGGGAGGAAGGAGGACGAGGGCGAGGAGGAGGAGGAGGAGGAGAAGGAAGGAGGAGGAAGAGGGGGAGGAAGAGGAGGAGGAAGGAGGAAGAGGAGAAAAGGAGGAGGAGGAGGAGGAGGAGAAAAGGAGGGGGGAGGAAGAGGAGGAGGAAGAGGAGGAGGAGAAAAGGAGGAGGAGGAGGAGGAGGAGAAAAGGAGGGGGGAGGAAGAGGAGGAGGAGGAGGAGGAGGAGGAGGAGGAGGAGGAAGAGGAGAGGAAAAGGAGGAACAGGAAAAGGAAGAGGAGGAAGAAGAAGAAGAAGAAGAAGAAGAAGAAGAAGAAGAAGAAGAAGAAGAAGAAGAAGAAGAAGAAGAAAAAGAAGAAGACAAAAACGACCACAGCAAUGAAGAAGAAGAGUAAGAUAGAGAAGAAGAGGGAGAGGAAGAGGAAGAGGAAGACGAAGACGAGAAUACUGAAAGAUACGUGACUUGGAAGGUUACUUAAAACCCAUCCCAUCUUCUCCUCUCUGCUCCUCCUCCUCUUGUACUCUGCUCUCCGUCUGCACACUAUCAGAGAGGACUAGGUGAGAUGAAAUGGACUGCAGCCUCUCUUAGUCCUCGUGUAAUAUGGACUACGGUCCCACGUAAUCGACUACAACCACAGCUACAAAGCAACUAAAUCUCCGAACACAACCAUAACAACAACCCCCUCUCACUCAACUGAAUUUCUGCUGUACAUUACACACAUCAGCGGCCUCAGCGGUGACAAUGACACAUCUUCGCAAGCUUCCUUGGGCACACCGUCAUCAUCCGAUCAUCAUCAUAUCAUCACAAUAUCGCAUCAUCACAUCAUCAUCAUCAUCAUCAUCAUCAUCAUCAUCAUCAAUCAUCCUCUUCUUUUCUCUUCUUUGACUUCUUUCUUCCUUCCUGUUUUUCUUCUCCUUCUUGUGCCGUUCUAUUCUCAACUUCUUGUUUUUUUUCUGUUCUUUCCUUUUCUCUAUCUAUCUUCUAUCUACCUUUUUACAAACACAAUUACCUCCCUUUCUCCUAUGCCUCCCCUCUUCCCCUCCUUCCUUUUUUUCCCCCCACCAUGUCCCUCCUCCAGUUUCUCAUCUUGGACGAAUACCGUCACAAUGGGAUACGUUCUCCUGUGCGCUGCAGUCUACAUCGCUUUCGCUGUAGAUAAUGACCACUGACGCGACGCCAAGGCAAUCAAUCUGUAAACAAAGC
Molecule: messenger RNA, 1534 nt
Organism: Chara braunii
Lineage: Eukaryota; Viridiplantae; Streptophyta; Charophyceae; Charales; Characeae
Source: the annotation of a GenBank genome assembly